This is a messenger RNA of Cladocopium goreaui, 1370 nucleotides long. The record is from the annotation of a GenBank genome assembly. Lineage: Eukaryota; Dinophyceae; Suessiales; Symbiodiniaceae.
GCAACCCACAUGCGGUGAUGCUUCUGGCUAUGGUUCCUGGCUCCGCUCUUUGCGGCAGGAAUUCAUUGCAGUCAUAUUGCAUCCAUCGUGACGGCUCGCACGCAGCGUUCCUUUGAAACUGCUUCGUUUGAUCCCAGCAGCAUGUUCAGCCCCAGUUCUUCGGCUUCUGAAGCCGGUGAAGCCGGGUUUCUGCCGUACAGAGAGGUACACGCACAUCCAUGCACUCGGCUGCUGGUGGCCACGUUGACUGUGUUGGAAACUGCAGCUGUCGUCCCGACACUCUGGCUCGAACAGCGCCUUGGACAUGCAAAUCAUGCAGUUGAACAAAUCGUCCUCCGAGUGGCGUUGAUGUUGCUUCGUCUAAAUCCAAUCUGGAGGGUGCUAUCGAUGUGCUUGUACUACUGUGCUUUCAGUCGGUGCAUGGCCAUGUUGCCAUUUCCCUUCCAGUGGAGAUGCAGACAAUGGUUUCAAAUGUUUCAAAGUGAAUCCUGCUCUAGGCUGCCUGAGAUGCGCUGGGGAGCGGUGGUGACUUUGGACCUGUGGUUCUUUCUUACCACACACUUGAUUGGAGCAGAAGAGCCUCUGGCAACGAUCUCCAUAGCGCUCUUGAUCGUCAACAGUCUACUUUGCAUCCUUGACAUCCUGGCGCUUGUGAUCUUGCUACUUCAGGGCAAGCAGAAUGUGGCUGAAGUCUAUCCGGUAGUCACCUUUCAACGCCCAAAAGAAAUCAAGUGGUGCAUUUCAGAAACCGCAGGGACCGAAGGGACCGGCUCAACCUGUGCGAUUUGCCUCAGCGAAUUUGGCGAGGGAGAGUCCGUCCAGCUGCUGCCAUGUGGGCAUGUGUUUCACACAGAUUGCAUUACACACUGGUUGCAGGUCAGCCAUUAUUGUCCUAUGCGUUGUCCUGAAUUAGUCUUGCCUCCGCGUUUCGAAUUUGGUGCUACACUGCCGCCCGGCCAAUUGUACGAAUCGGGCAGAGCGGAAAGCAUAGUCACUCAAUAUGACGGCCCGUUGCUAGAAAGUGGGCAAGGUACAGAAGUGGAUGUCAUUCCGGAACUGUUAGUGCUUCCAGGUCAAGUUCCAAGAAGCUAGCAGCUGACACCGGAGCUACUUGCAUCUACCGAGUUUCAAAAAAUGCAGAGUUCCAUCAGUUCCAUCGGUUCCAUCUUCCCAGUGGGUGGUAAGGCCCACCGAUCCGAACAGCAGGCCUGCUUCAUGAAGAUCCAUGAAGAUCAUGGACUUCUAUGGAUCGCAUCCAACGAUAUCAACGAUCAUAUGGUCGUAUUUGUUCGGUUGCCAGUCGCCAACGAUCUGAUAAUGAGACUGGAGCUGCUCAAGCAGCGACAGGUUGAGGCCCAUCUGAGGCAAAA